AUGAUGGCUGUAUUUUUCAGUAUAAAUUCUCAAGCUUAUGCAGGCAACAUUUAGCUGUACGAUGAUCAAUAAACCCUUGUUUCUACUUUCAAUUAAAUAUUCAAACCUAUAGCUAAAAUAGCUUCUAACAGUAUUAUAGGAUCAGCUCUCUAUGAUCCUGAUGAAGAUUAUGUUUAUGUAUCUAAUUCUGGUUAUUACAGGCAGUCAGGAUUUUAAGAUACUUUAGUAUUGAAAUAAAGCUCUGUAACAGGACAAGUUUCUUGGAGCAGACUUUAUAGCUCUGAUUCUUAAGCUUUUUUACCGUUUAUGGCUUACAACAGCAAAUCUAAGAACUUAUUUGUUGCUUCUACAGCAACUUACUCUCAUUUGAUUAAAAUUUCUGCAGAAGAUGGCUAAACUCAAAUUAGAGUUCACUUGAAAACUAGUUCUUUUAGUGGUUUUCAACAUAUUGAAUUAGCAAUUGAUGAGUCAAAUAAUAACGUAAUAGUUUUAGCUAUGUCAGUUGGAACUGCAGUUGUUGAAAUAAUGACAUUAACCUAGAAUUUUGAAACAGUCUCCUAUGCAUACUAAACUCAUAGCUAGGUUACAAAUACUUUUGGAAGAUUUAUAUAUUAGGUAGGGGAUUGGUACUACUAUCUAGUUAAUGUGAUAAAGUAUGGCUCAGCUUCUUAUUCUGGAAAUGAAGUAUUGCUUGGCAAAAGAUCUAUCAAAUAUGAUGAUUAUUCAAGAUAUGAGUGUCAUAGUUCAACAUUUUCAAAUUAUUAUGCUCUUUAGACAAACUUUUCUAUUUCAGAUUCUUUAUUGCCUUCUGAUGUUCUAUACUUAUCAACCAUGCAACUAGUUACUAUUGAUCAAGGAUACAUCAAAUCAUAUUAGUUGUAGACUUACCAUAGAAGUUAGUUACUUCCAAAUCCAGACAGUCUUGAUUCAUUGGGAUUGUAGCAUUCACUUGUUAAUGCAACAUUGUGCUCCUCUGUAACUGGUUACAGUGCCCCAAGUAUGAUUGAACUAGAUCCGAUUGAAUUAAUCUAAGGAAGUUCAGUAUCCUACACACUAGAUAGCUCAAAGUUUAGAUAAUGCUAAGGUCUAGAUGUAACCUAUAAUACUACACUUGAUGAAACAUAUAAUUCUACAAGAUCAGCAACUAAUUCCUUUAUCACAAUAUCUGGGAACUAGAUUACUGUUGAUGCAACAAGUUCAACUGUAUAUCCAAGUUUUAGAUAGUUGAUCAUCACUAAUGUCUGUACUGCUGGAACUACAUUAUGUGCGCCAUUAGUGAUUGGUUCAUUCUAUUUCUAUAAAGCAGAUGUUGACAAUAAUAAUGGAAACUUUUUAAUGUGUGGAUAAUACAAUGGCCUGAUAAACAGUUUUUAUAAAGACAAUCCAAAUAAUGGUGCCAUCUUGCUAUCAGAUAUAAAUGGAAAAAUAAUGUGGGCUUUUACAAAUACUCAUGUCUUUGCUGGAAAUGAUACUUGCUUUCUUUCAUGUCAUUUUAGUGAAACUAAAUAUGUCUACUCUGGCUUAGCUAUAGCUAAUGAUAUAUUUGCACUUUUAAAAUAAGAUUAUGCCUCAGGAAAACUUAUUUAUUAGAGAUAAAUACCUGGAAAGUAUUAAUAUAACUAGAGAUAAACAGCCAAUCUCUUUUAUGACAAUAAUGAUAAAGCUAUCUAUGUUACAGGAUAUAGACAUGAUCAAAAUGUUAUUGGAAAUAUUUGGCAAAAUUAUCUGGCUAAGAUUGAUGUAUCCUCAAUAAAUCCUACUUAAAAAUGGUAUAGUUUUAUUAAAACUGCUAAUUAGUAAGCUACUUAUACAAUUACCUCAGCAGCGUUUUCUACCUAGAGUUAUCAGCCUAAAAAUGUAAUUUAUAAUUUAGAUGAUACUUUUAGGGGAAUAAAUAUGGAUUCAAGUUCAGUCACAAAAUACUAGAUAUUCAUUUACGAAGAUAAAAUUUUCUAAUUUUUUUAUGCCCUUGGUUUCAACUAUAUAUCAAAUCCAUUCAUUGAUUAUAAUAGUUAUGUUACAUAAACAGUGUAUCAAGCAGAUUAUAAACUGACUCCUGUAAUAAAACAAUACAUGGAAUUUUAUCCCUUCUAAUCCCGAAUUAGUUUCAAAACUGCAGAUUAUAUUGGAUGUAGGAAUGAUGGAUUAGAGUUUAACUUUUUAUUAGAAAAUUAGAUAAUAGUACUACCAAAAAAUGAGCACACUUAUACAUUUGAUUGGCCUAUUGAUUGCAUUGGAAGUGAAAUAAUCUUCUCUUGGAGUAUUGAUGGUUAUAAUACAAAUUUUUAUAAAAGCUUCAUAAACUUUACCAACACUUCUAGUAUUAGCACUAUGACUGUUAAACCGAAUAAUUCUCAUAUAGGCACCUAUAACAUUAAUGUCAAAUUUUAUUCAUAAUCUUAUCCAGCUUAUCAAGUCACAAAGUAAUUUAUUUUAGAAAUCUAUCCAUAAACAGAAUAUGGAAGCUAAAUUAUUGAGAGUUAAUGUACAGGCUCUUUAUUUCCUGCAAUUUUUUCUAAAAAUUCAGAUUAUCAAGUAUUUUAUGGAGAUGUUGAAGAAAAUGGGGUCAAUUAUUUGAUAUGUGGAAAAACUAGAACAACGAAUGCAUUAUAUUCUCCAUAUGAUUAGGCAUUUAUUAGUGUAUUCACAGCUAAUUUUGCACCUAAAUUCUAAUUGAAUUUACAUGUAACUGCUGGAGAUACCUCUACACGAGUUUGUUUAUUUGGCUAUGAUAAAAGAAUAUUUUCUGCCUCUAAUUCUAGAGGAACCUCAGGCUUUGAUGAAUCAAUUUACUUAUUCUAGCAUUCCUACACUGGAAAAUUUAUCAAUGGAAAAUAAUUCAGACUUGCUAACAAAAAGAACAUUUUAAGACAAUACAUAGUUAACAAAGAUAGUGGAGACUAGUAUCUUUAGGGAAGUCAAUAAAGUAGUCCAUUACAAAUACAUUAUUAUCCGACAACGUUCAUCAUGAAACUUGACAUAGACUAUAAUGUUGCUAUGUUUAGCAGUUAUAGAACUUCAUAAAAUUAUCAAGAUUAAUUUCCAAAUACCUUUGCAGUAGAUUUCGUAAACGCUUAGAUUUAUUCUAUAUUUAAUGGAUAUUUCGGAGCUGCUAGUAAUUUUCUGUAUACUGUUUUGUAAGUUAGAGAAUCAGAUGGCAAGAUGUAGUGGGCUAAACAAAUGAGAGAUCCUGGUAAUUCAACUUUAGUAAUAAGAACACCUGAUUACACAUUUUCUCAGUCAGGAUUGCUAAUAAAUGGAGGAUAUGUUUAUUCAUGCAUAACAGUUAAGAUACCAAGUGGAACUACAAUUGGGUUCGAAGUCUAUCUUACAAGACAUAACUAAACUGAUGGUUCAAAUCUGCUGAAAACUGAAUUAGCUUACGGAGUUCCCUCAGCAACUUAAAAUAUAACUUCAAACUGGAAUGGAUGCAAUAUUUAAUAUUCAGAUUCUUCUCAGCUAAUCUACUUAAUGCAAGCAGAAGUAUCCUCCAUGAACAUUAUGGCAUUUUAUGCAAACUCUACCACAUCAUUUGACUUUAAAUACACAGUGAUCAAAUUUUAGAUGACGAAUUAUGUUCAUUAGUAUUAUCAUAUAAUGCCUAGGGAUGAUCAAAUAUAUUUCUUCACUUCUGCAACUUAUUCAAGUUAACCGAUCGGAGCAUUUUUUAAACUCACAGAUUAGUACAAUAUAGACUGGACUGACACAUGCCAAGUAUAUAGUAGAGAUUCAACAGGCUACCAGGGCUAUUUAAUGCCAAAUGGUAUAUAUGGCGAUCAAGGGUCCUCUUGGAUAGAUUACACAGAAAUAAGUCAAUUUAAACCAAGCCCAAGCUCAGUUUAGAAAUAUAUAAUCAAUCCAUAAAACUUUAGAAUAUAUGCCAUCGCAAAUUAGACAGCCUACACAAGACUGCUAUAUGGAAAUUGCAGUUUCAUGUCCUACCCAUAAAGUUUCUAGAUUAAUAAUAGAACAGGAUCCCCUCUUAAUAUCACUUCAGGAGGAUUUAGCGUUAGUUUAAACAGAUAUUCUAUCCUCCUACCAAAGUUUAUUUAAUGUGCAAAUUUAGAUCUUACCUAUUCUAUAUAGAUCACUCCUUCAAAUGGCUCGACCUUUAUAACAUUUAAUUAAACUUUGAUGACUAUGAGUGUUGAACCCUCGAGCAACACAUAUAUUGGCAAUUAUUCAAUUAGAUUUUAGGCGAUAAUAACUAGUUAUCCUGCUUACUCAAAUUAUUCUGACUUUGUAAUAGAAAUAGUAAAAAAUGUUCCUCCUAAUCCAAUUAUGGGUUUCAAUUCUACAGUCAAUAUGUAUGCUCACCAAAAUCGAACUUGGGAGAUUCAACUUGAUUCAGAUUUAGAGGGUGAUGAAGCUAUAUUUAAUGUGACUGUUCUUUCAUCUUCGCUAGUAGACAUAAAUUCUACAAUAUCUUUUCUCAAGAUUGAUUAUAAAGACAAUCAAGGCAUUAUCUUCUCAGUAAUAAAUCCUAGUUAACCUCCAUUGCAAGCUGCAUAUAUUUGCUAUUAUCUCAACAUCUUAGUCUUUGAUAACUAUAAUAAAGCUACUCCGAAUUCAUAUUUGAAAUUACUAAAUAUUAGUCAAAAUAAUGCCCCUUUUCUUAAUAGUGGUAUUAGUUUGAUCAUUCCGAAAAUUUACAUUACAAAAGCUUUCACUUAUACAUUAUGGUAUAAUAAUUUUACAGACUCAGAAAAUAAUUUAAUAAUAAUUACUUGUGCUAAAUCAACUGAUGCGCCAAAUACUGAUUGGAUUACUAUUGAAGUCAAUAAAACAGUUAAAGGAAAUAUUACUUUCUUUGGUUAGACACCUCGAAAUAACUCCUAUGCUGGAGUUUAUAAAUUCAGCUGCACUGUCAAAGAUCAAUAUGAUGGAACACCUAAUAUUUACAAUUUCUCAUUGACAGUUUUGGCAAAAUAACAAAUUUAAAUCGUUAGAUCCUAAUCAAAAGUAAAGCUUCGCUUACCUCAAACAAUAACUCUAAGGUUUGAUAAAUUCAGUUCCGAUCCCUAGCAAGAACCUAAUUAUUACUCUCUCUUUAUAAAUGAUACUUUAUACAAUACAUCUCUGUAAAAUAGUUGGAUUGAUUGGGACAAUUUGACCAGUAAGAUUUAUGUAAAACCAAUUAGCAAUGAGAAUGGAGGUAAUCAUUCCAUGGCUGUAAAAUUUGAGGAUUUUAUAUCUUAACCAAGAUUUGUGAAUUUCACGCUUGAGAUCACUCAAAACUGGCCAUUGAUUGCUAAAAAAGAUUUACCAAACAGAGUUGCAAUCGUUAAUAAUUGGUUCUUUUACAACUUUUCUAAGGAAGAGUUGUUUUUAAAUCCUGAAGGAGAGUAAUUCUAAAUGUACUUUAGAUAAUCAGAUACCGGAAACAAUCUACCUUAUUUUAUCUCAAGAAAUUUCUCAAACGGAACAUUAGGAGGCUACACAUUCGAACCUGAUGUUGGCUCAUACAAUCUUCAAUGUGUUGGUAUAGAUGAUGGAAACUGGGAGACAAUCAUUCCUUUCGUUUUAAUGGUCAAACGAUGCAAUUAAGCUUGUAACCUAUGCUAUGGACCCUCAUCUUCACAAUGCUUUAAUUGCACAGAAAUUAUUGAGGAAAAUGAAAUAGGAGAUUUUUAAAAGAUUGGAUAUUUAUUGGCAGGAACUGAAUGCAAGGUUCCCAGAUGUAUCAAUGGACAGUACUUUUAAUGGGAAAAUAAAUUGCUAGAUGGUAUACAUUAUGGCAAGUGUGAAACCUGCCAUAAAACUUGCAAAAGAUGCUUUGGACCUAAGUAAAAUUAAUGUCUAUAAUGCUAUGAGGGUUUUAUCAUCAAUAACUAGUUGAAUAUUUGUAUACCAUGCGAAGAAAUUCCUGGAAUGUUUACAAAUGAAGAGUUGGAAUGUGAAGAUAUUUGUGGUGAUGGAAUUGUAGUAAAUAAGUAAUGUGAUGACGGUAAUCUUAUUUCUGGAGACGGCUGCAGUAAAUUGUGUCAAACUGAAUACGGAUUUACUUGUUUAAUAGCAAAUUAGGCCUGUAGAGAAAGCAUUCCACCACUAUUCUAAAUUAAUACUAUAACUCCAAAAAAUUUAGUCUAUGUUGAGUUUUCUGAACCAGUAUUUAUAAUAGAUGAAGGAGCAAUUUCCUGGAAACAUUAUUAUGGAUCUGAGAAUGUUAAAAUUUCUUUUCAAAAUUAUUCAAUGAUAAGGGAUGAAGCAGGAAAUGAACUUACUGAGGGAUCAUUUACUAUGACUAAUCCUUAUCCAUUCGUUUAUUUAUCUUAAUCAGAGACUGAUACUGCUUAAAAUAGUGGAAAUUCUUUGAAAUACACAUUCCUAUCAGUUUUUAGCUUUAAUCUUGCUCUAAAAUUAGUAAUGAAUAGCUCUAUGUAAUUUUUAUGGGGGUUAGUUCAUGCACUCUAAGUUUUUAAUUUCUUGCUUUACAUGAACAUAGACUUCCCAGAUAAUGUCCUGCUAUUCUCCAAAUAUAUGCAAGUUGCUUCAGGUAAUGUCGAUGAGCUCUAGAAUUACAUUCCAAAUGUAGCUGAUUAUAUGGUUUAUGAAGAAAAUAUUUCAGAACCAAAAGAUCAAGAAUAACUUUAGGAAAGUUUUAAAGAAAACGAUAUAUCGCCUUAUUUUCUUAUAUCUUUUGGAUAAAAGCUUACUAUAUGGACAUUCGGUUUGCUUAUAAUUCUACCAAUUGUGUUGACAAUGAAUAAACUAUGUAAAAAAAUAAAAAUGUGGGAAAGUGUCCUAGGAUAAUUCUUCUUUAAUGGACCACUUCGAACUUUUAUAGAAAUGUACAUUGAAUUAAUUUUGCAAGUCAUUAUAAACACUCAAUUCAUUAAGUUUGAAAAUAGAGAUUAGAUCAUAGCUACUUUAGUUGCCUUUAUAUUUGGAACCAUAUCUAUACUACUACCUUUUCUUUCAAUGACUGUCAUAUAUCAUAAUCGUAAAAUGAUAAAGAAGUUUUAAUGGAAGAAAAGUUAUGGGAUGCUUACUGAUGAAGUAAGAACUAAAUCUAUAAUUCAGCUAUAUUACUAUCCCUUCUUUAUGUUUCAAAGAUUAAUGAUUGCUGCCAUCAUAGUUUAUGUUUAUGAAAAGCCAUUACUAUCUUGCUUCUUGGUAAUAUUAUGCAAUAUUGCAAUGAUAUUCUAUCUAAUUUUAGAAAAACCAUUUAAGGAAGAAAGUUAAUAAACCACUACUGUGCUUGAUGAAUUAAUUAUAUUACUUUGUGUUAUCAUGUUCAUUAUACUUGGAUAGAAGUAGCAAAAUCCUGAUGAGAAAAAAAAUCUGGGUUGGAUGAUUGUGCUGCUAAUAUUAUUUAGCGUAUGCAAGAACUUUGGAGUAGUAAUCUAUUUUGGCUUCCUAAGAACAAGUGAGAAACUCAAAUUAAUGUUCUCAGCAGAGGAUCAUCAAAAUGAUUCAAUACAUUCAGGUGAAGAAGAUGAUAGCGAUUUGGAUGAUGGUUUUGACACUGAUGAAUUAGAAUAAGAAAUAAAAGAAGAGACUUAAAAAUUAAAAAAUACAAGGACAUAAUCAUCAAUUAUUUUAACAACAACUCCCUAAAACUCUUCAUUUAAUGAGAUUUAUUCACCAUAGAAAAUAUUCAAAUAAUUAGCCCACAAAACUUCUUCUAAAUAAUAUUUCUAAAGUUUUAAGAUAUUGUCAACAACCUAAUAAAAUUUGAACCCUACUAUACCAGGAUAGAUUUAAACAAAGGAGACAUUAUUUUGA
Stylonychia lemnae is the source of this 7728-nucleotide messenger RNA. The record is from the annotation of a GenBank genome assembly. Lineage: Eukaryota; Ciliophora; Spirotrichea; Sporadotrichida; Oxytrichidae.